CUUAUCAUAAAACAUUGUAGGUUUGGUGCUUGUAGCACCUCCUCCCCUCCAGCCACGCCCUGGAGUUGAUGGAGUUGGAGAAUAUUGUUGCCAACACUGUUUACCUAAAGGCCCGUGAGGGUGGACCUGAAGGCAGCAAAGGCAGAAGUAAAAAAUGGAAAAAAUUGUUAACGUUCCCCCACAUCUCGGAGUGCAUCAGCCUGUCCACCACCUUGAAGGCGGACAACUACGAUUAUAUCAUAGGAGAGCAGCCGAUAGGAGCUGCUCUCUUUAGGCAGUUUUGUCAGGCUGGGAAGAAGGUGUACAGGCACUACAAUGAUUUCCUCGACGUGGUGGAUAACUACGAGACGGAGCUCGACGAGAACAGGGCGACAGAGGCCAACAAGAUUGCCAACAAAUACCUCAUCAAGCCUAAACCUUCAGACGAGGAGACGGAAACCCUGGUAAACGGAAAGACUGAGGACACCUCAAAGGAAAAUGUUUAA
Molecule: messenger RNA, 485 nt
Organism: Eurytemora carolleeae
Lineage: Eukaryota; Metazoa; Arthropoda; Copepoda; Calanoida; Temoridae
Product: G protein-coupled receptor kinase 2
Exons: 5
Coding region: 69-485 (138 amino acids)
Biological process (GO): protein phosphorylation; regulation of signal transduction
Cellular component (GO): cytoplasm
Molecular function (GO): protein kinase activity
Source: RefSeq, a predicted model, not a curated record